This is a messenger RNA of Saprolegnia parasitica CBS 223.65, 5483 nucleotides long. RefSeq lists its product as hypothetical. The coding region runs from base 1 to 5295 and encodes 1764 amino acids. NCBI's taxonomy places the organism in Eukaryota, Oomycota, Saprolegniomycetes, Saprolegniales, Saprolegniaceae. The transcript has a single exon. The record is from RefSeq and is a predicted model, not a curated record.
AUGGUCAAUGCAGUAGCGCCGACCGUCAGCAUCUUGCCAAACGCCCUCGUUCCUACGCAGCGAACCGGGCGCCAGGCUCUUGUCGCACUCGUCGGUCUCUGCUGGAUCUGGCUUGGCCUCGCGGGAAGCGUCUGGUACAUGUGGCUAUUGACGCCGAGCUUCCGCAACGACCUUUGGUGGUCGUACUUUAACGCCACCGGCUACCAAGUGCUGCUCAUCGACGUCAUCAACGACUUGCUGUCGACAACGAUCGAGCUCCCCGCCCUUGUCAACGUGGCGUCGGUGGCCAUUUACCGCGACUACGCCGGUGCGGUGCUCCCGCCGUUGGCGCAUCCGGUGUAUGCAGCGCGCUUGGCGACGCAUGGUUUGUCUUCUAUUGCGUACGUGAUACCGAACCUGCGCAACGUCUCGGCCACCGAGGCGCUAUGGCUGCCCACGCAGUACUGCUACGUGGACUUUGCAAGGCGCUGGGAGCUCGCCCACACGGAGGCCCGCCAGCACCGAUGCGCGGCGACCAUGGCAACCAACGGUGCCGUGUUCUUGGAAGCUGUUUUGCGCAACCAAGACUGGAACGCGAUUGCGCUCGCCGCCGGUGCUGGGUUUGCGCCCGCGAUUGAGCGCGGGCUUCAAGCAACCGCUGACGGGCGCGCCUGGAUGGCGGCGACAGCGACUGCCAACACGACGGUGAUUGAUGAAAUCGCCUACUGGAUACACCAUGGUCUCCGAACCUACGAGCUGCAGUGGCAGACGUACAACCUGCCGGGCCUCGACCAACGGCUGGUGAUUGAGAACGCGCUGAGCAUCGAGCAGUCGGUGACGCUCAAGUCGUCGACGACGCGCCGGGGGCCGUGGACGACCAUGAACCUCAAUUUUUUCUUCAUCAACGAGAUCUACACGGUCGGCACCGCGUGCAACAUGAGUCUCAUUCGCAACACAACAAAGUACUUUACGAGCGACUACUGCAUCUCAUAUACGACAACGGACCUCGAAGGCGCGCUCUUCUUAUCGGACGACAAUGGUAACUUUGUGGCCCAGACCAGUCUUAGCCACACGUUCAUUGGGCCGUUCUUGUCGGUCGACAUGUGGGUGCUCUCACCGCCCCCUCAACUCAUUGCGCUCGUUGCAGCCAUCACGUCGGCGCUCCAUGACGCGCUAGAAACCAAUUUGCAAUUCGCGAUUGGCGUUCAGAAUCUUCGCGCCAUGAGCUUGCAGCCACUGCCUCUGCCGUGGCGAACCGAUGCGCUAGGCAACAACUACCUCUACUAUGGCGGCAACCAUAUGUGCCUCGGCGGCACGGCACGAGGAUACGUGCAAGCACCGUUCACGGCCGACGCGGCGUGCGAGCUCCAACCGCCGCUCACGAUCAACGUGUUUCCUGAAGCGCUGCUCUACAGUCUUCUCGCAUCAUCAUCCCAUGGCGAUGCCCAAAGCAACAGCUCAAGCAUCAGCAGCACCGUCUGUGAUCUUCAAGACGCCAUGAGUUGCGCCAGCGACAUCGACAUCGCGACGGCCCUUUUACAGCGGUACCCGCUAUCUGGCGGCUGGUCCCAGCUUGCUAUCAACGCGUCGGCUGCCGUCGCAGCCCUCAAUGUGAGCCUUAUGCAGUACGCCUCCGACAAUGACGCUGUCGAGUAUUCGCUCCUGUGGCUUCCGAUCCUCGAGCCGUCGUGGCGUUUCUACGGCCACGUGAUGCUCUUUGACUGGGUCCGGGGCGUUCGGGAGGUUGUGGCGUUUGAGGGCGACGCCGCCACCUUGGUACUGAUGUCAGACAUGUACGACACGGCAACCACUGAGCCAAGCACAGCAACCCUGAGCCGAGCUUCGAGAGCGAUCUACAUCUUGCUCGUCUACUCGUCGGUGCUCCUUGGCCUCCUCGUCGUCGCCACCACAUUGUAUGCCGGUAUGGCCAAGCUGCAUUUUCUUGGAGUCAACUUGACCUAUUUCCAUCGGGUCGCAGGCUCGACGUGGCUCGGCCGCCCGCUCUUGUUUCUCCGCGGCGCCUCGGCGCUGAUCCUUCUGGGCACGGCGCCAAUUGGCGUCGCAUCGGUGCACGGCACAGCCGCGUUGCAUCUGCCGUCGCGCUCGAUCUAUGAAAGCAUGCUGCUGGCGUGGGAAGCGCUGUGGAUCACAUAUGUACUGCAAGAGCUCCUCCUCCCGUUCAGCGACAAGGGGAUUCACAGCGCCGGCUACGUAAGCUCGGGUAUCCUCUGGGUUGUCUAUGUUGGUUUGGACAGUGCGUCGCCACUCUCUGUCGAGACUUUGCUGCAGCACGACUGUGUUGGCCUCGCUUACUGUCUUUCGUGCAGUAGCGUCCGCAUCCAGCUCGGUAGCGUCGUCCGCGUCCUCUGGCUCUUCCUCCUCCAAGGCCUUGUCGUGCCGAUUGCGUUGAUGGCUGCCUAUGGGCACCGACGCAAGCGUGGUCGGCGACAGUCGCGCGGCGUGCACGGCCUCAUGCUCUCGGGCUCUGGCUUUGCCUUUCUCGCUACCCCGGACGAGGAGGACGCGCCAUUCGAUGCCAUUGCGGGGCUCUUCUCGGGCCUCCUGCGUCUUACCUACAAGCGUCGGGAUUAUACAUUCGACAUCAAGCUCUGGACGAUCGUUCGCGGACGGAAACAACGAGCGCGCAGUCACUCCAAGCUCGAUGGCCCGAGUACGUCGACGAUCCCGAAAUUGGCACCGAUUGCCCCCCGGCCGUGGUGGCUGGGGUGGGUCUACAGCUUGGGCGGCAUGGCUUACAUUGGUAUCGCAAUCGCGGGAAGUCUAAGUUACCUCCGGCUCUCCGAGUCGACGCUGACCAACGACUUGAUCUGGGUCGGCUUUGACCUGCGGGGGGACCACCCGUUCUUGGCGACGUGGCUCUUGGAGGCGCUAGCGCUCGGCGCGGAGAAUACCACCCGACCACUCCAUACACUCAACGUCGCCGCGCCCUUCAAUGCAACAGUAGCAUCGACCAUUUCGUUUGCGGACCACGAUGGUGCCAUGCUGCACUACUCGGAGCUGAAUUCGGUCGCCGUCGCGAUUCCGGCGCUGCGGUCGCUGCCAGCGAGUGAGAUCCCUUGGGUCUUCACAGGCUACUGCUACGUCGACUUCAACCAGUCGUUUGGGGUCGCACACACAGCGGCGCGGCAGGCUCGCUGUGCAUCGUAUGCAUCGAAUGGGGCUGUGUACAUGGAGUCGUUUCUGCGCAACGUCGUCUGGUCCGACUGGGUCAAUUACUGGGGCGAAGCCUUCGAGACCAGUAUCGCGACAUCCCUCGUGUCGUCGGCCGCCGGCCUCGCCUUCUUGAACCGCCUCGGCGAGCCGUGGGCACCGAUCGAGGACGAAGUCGACUACUGGAGGCGCCACGGCAUCGCUUUCUAUCAACUCCAGUGGCAAAACUUCAAGACCAUUGGUCUCAUCAACGCCUAUUCAAUCGUGAAUGCCUACGGCGCCGCGUACCCGUUCACACUGCAGGCGACCGCGGGUGCCCUUCGCCUUGGCAAGCAGACCUCGUACAAGAUGUACUGGGGACUCGCCAACGAUCUAAGCGGCGUUCUCAACAACGGCACCGACCUCGGGGGCAAGAGCCUCGUCCGCGACACGGCCAUGGCACGCAAUGGGACGCUGACGAGCGUGUAUCUGCAGACGGGCGUGCUCGCAAGCCCGCUCUCGGCCGGUCUCUCGGCCAUCCAGUCCUUUCUCGGUCCGUUCGGGUCCAUCGAUAUGCAGUAUGUCCCUGUGCCCGUCGACGUCCGGCGCGCGGCGGGCGCCGCCAUGGCGAUCGUGCACGACCUCCGACUGGCGCAUGGCGCGGCCUAUGCAGCCUUGCCCCACCCGCUGUACCUCAACCCAGUGCCGUUUGCGUGGUUGCGGCCGACGUUUUUUGUGCUCGGUGGCUCGGUCCUCUGCGUACCGGACACAUCGCCGCUCAUCAUCACGGGCGGGCUCCAGCCACUCUUUUCCUUCGAGAGCUCGUGCAGUGCCAACACGGGGCGCACGAUCGCGUCGAUUCCAAGCCAAGACCACCUCCUCUUUGCUGCCGCGUAUGCGCAUACGAUCACGAACAUCACGCAUGUCUGCCUUCAGAUGCGCACCCAAGCGUAUGCUUGCGAGCCGAUGCUUCGCAACACUCUGGCCUUUCUCUCGCAGGCCAACCUUUCGGCGCUCCAUUCAACAUGGGCGCCACGGCUUCUGGAUGCGCUGACGCCGCUGCAGAUUGAGCUCUUCCAAGUGGGCCGGCCGAAAGCAUCGGCGCCGAUGCAAAUCUAUCAUUUGCCGCUCCUCGCGUCCCCGCCCUUUUCGUUUUUUGCCAACGUGCUGCUCUACGACUGGGUGCUCGGGAAUCGCGAAGUCGUUCGGUUCACCGGCGAUGUCACUGCCAUCACGCUGAUCGGGGACGGCCUGCGUCCGCGGGUGCAAGCCACAGACGCGUCGCAGCUCCCGACGGUCUUUGCACUCUACUCGCACCGGUCGGUGCAGUACGUGACGUACGUGAUGAUCGCACUCGCCGCGACGACGGCCCUGUACGCAGUCGUGAGCCGCGGUCACGUCGAGGGGCUCAACUUGCUCGAGCUCUCGCGCGUCGGCGGCAUUGUCUGGGUCGGGCGGCCGCUCAUUGCGCUUCGGAGCAUCACGGCGCUCUGCCUCCUCUCAACGUCGCGCCUCGAGCUCGACUACGACGGCUACAACAGCGCGUUCUUGAGCCAGAACGCACCGUGGUACUCGGCCGGCAUCGCUGCCAACGAAGUCACGUGGCUUGUCGGUAUUGUCAACGACAUUGCGAUCGUCUUUACCCAAGAUCUCACGAUGCUCUACACGAUCUACAACUCGCUGCUGGUCUUGCUUCUGGCGGCGUGCAUUACGAUCCUCCUUCCGAUCGAGCCGACCGUCUCUGUGGCCCGCGCGUGUCACAUCGAGUCGCUCGACUGGCAAGUGGUGUGCAAUAGUGGCCAAGUGGCCGUGGGCGACUGGCGACGCCUCCUCUUCUUGAUCGGGACCGUCUUUGGCUGCAACGGCGCGUGCUAUUGGCUCGUCAAACUCGGCUGCCGACGACCGGUCGCUGUGUACGCCCGACCCUCGCUUUUACUGAGUGGCGGGGCCCGGUACCUUUUCGACCAUGGGCCGUGGAUGCACGAAGGCGUCUAUUACAUGGACCGCGCCUCGGCCGUCCUCAACGGGCUCCUCAGUCUUCGGUAUCGCAGUGUGUUGUACAUUUUUGACGUCAAGACAUGGCGCCUGCACCGGAUGACGUCGCCGACGCAUUCGACCCCCGUGCCCCCCCGCCUCGCACGUGGCAUUCCUCUCCUCGAUGCUUGAGGAGUCUAGCGUUUCGCUGGCUUCCCCGCUCGAGUGGAAAAUAUUGUAGUAUCUGAUAUAUUGGUUCGCCACAAGUGCAAAGUGACACAGCUGCGAGAUGAUGCUCAUGGCUAUAGAAAGCAGUGGCGCAGCGAGGUUCGAAGCGCCAACUCGUCGAAAGAGGAUCACAUAAUGUACUCGUACACUGG